AUGAUGGCAGCUCUCUCUUCGUUACAAAAUUUCAUUCAUUUCCCUACCUCAUUCUCAAUCUCAUCAAACUCCAGAAAUCUCAACGCUGCCGCCUCUUUUCACACCACAAUUAAUAAUAAUAGCUACCUCCCUCCGCAGCCGCUCUCGACCAAGCGUCGUCGUCGACCCUCUCUGUGCGUACAGUGCCAUGGCGGUGGUUCUUUUUCAAUGAAAAAUCAAGACGACAACGAUGACAACGAUGAAGACCCUCUGGAAACAAUCAACAAAGUUUACAAGAGUAUAAAAAAGAAAGACGUUAUCGAGUUGGCUAAUGUAAUAGCUGAUCAACGUCCAGAUAUCAUGGAUUCCAUACCUUUUCUUGGAACCAGUCUGAAAAUGAGGAAGUUGGUGUCUAAUAUGGUAAAGGGAUUACAAGAGAGCCUUGUAUUUUACGUCCUCCCAACAAAAAAAGAUGGAUCAAUGGUGGGCAUUAAAUGGAAAGUAGGUUGGGAAAAACCAUUGGUGAAAUCUAAAAAAGGAAUCACCAUCCAUUCUCACCAUAGCUACGUUGGAAAGUUGCUUAUUGGAAACUUUGAGACGUUAUUGGAACCUCUUCUUCAACUCAUGCCAAUGAAAAUGAUGAAAUGGAAGGAUGAAGAGCCAAAGUCAAAAGCAAGAAGAGUUGCAUCUUUGUGUUUGGGUUUAUUCCUACUCCUCGUUUCUCUUUUCUCUCUCCAAUUUUCUAUUCGUUAAUUUUUUCUAUCAUAAUAUAUAAUAAAAAAAUUUGUUAACUAACUAUUUAAUUAAUAUUAAUGUACCUAAUACCAUUUUUAUCUGUAUACAUAUAUACAUACAUACAUACAUAUAUAUUUAUUGAGAGUUUAGGUCAUUUCUGUUAUAUGCAAAAGUAUAAUAAUGGACGCUUAGGUUUGUAGUAAUGUAACCUGCAGCCUCCAUUUCUCUCAAUCUAUCUUCUUGUCUCUUUAAAACUUUCAUGAAAAUAGAAAAUUCUAUUAUCAUCUA
Messenger RNA from Cucumis melo (muskmelon), 1002 nucleotides. RefSeq lists its product as uncharacterized. The transcript has 5 exons. The record is from RefSeq and is a predicted model, not a curated record. The coding region runs from base 1 to 732 and encodes 243 amino acids. Lineage: Eukaryota; Viridiplantae; Streptophyta; Magnoliopsida; Cucurbitales; Cucurbitaceae.